AUGGGGCGCGUUGAUGAUGGCCGUUGGGCUGCAUUGCACCCCUUCACUUCCCCUAUCCCUGCGCUCCCGACCUCACCUCGCAGUGUCGCCCACCUCGUUCUCAACCCACCACCGCUUCCCGCCCUCGGUCGCUCGCCAUCGUCAUCGCUGCCGCUCCUCGGUCUCCGUCCCCCACUCCACACUACCAAUCCCCCGUCUCUCGCUACGAGCGAUCCUCCAUCCCUCUCCCCACCACAUCACUCCAUCCGAAUCGCAGCUCUCGCCGUCGCCAUCGGCAUUGCCGCUCCCGCUGCUCCGCCCUUUUUCAUCUCGGACAAAGCAUUUGCUUGA
This is a messenger RNA of Moesziomyces aphidis, 330 nucleotides long. NCBI's taxonomy places the organism in Eukaryota, Fungi, Basidiomycota, Ustilaginomycetes, Ustilaginales, Ustilaginaceae. The record is from the annotation of a GenBank genome assembly.